UUACUUGGUGUCAAUUUUUCGACUUCGUGGAACCCCACAUCUUACCCAUCUCUUUCUCAUACCUUUCACUUCCGAAAAAACUAUUCAAAAUGCCUUCAUCUGACCACAAUGAGUCAACCCAGCAGUCCGGCGCCCAGUCUCGCCGACGCAACGGCGGGGAGACCUCUCAUCGUGCUCAGCAAGGGCCCAUAGUCCCUGUCCCGCCAGUUCCCACCUUUGCUGCGGCCAUGCAGCACCCCGACGUCCUCAAGGCCCUCGAAGGGGUCUUCGCAAAGGCUCUCGCCAGUCAAGCGGCCGGGGGAAACACCGUGGCGCCCACGAAAAACCCUGGCAAUACCUUGCUCCAUACCCCUGAAAAGGAGGUCGAGGGGCAGAAGAACCCGACGAAAUCCAAAACCACAGCUCAAUCACCGAACUUGGAGGCCCGGAACCGCCGCGACAAAAGCACCAGACCCGCACCUACCGAACAGACGGGAGAGAGCCGCCCGGAGCAAAGCCUCCAGGUCGUCCGUCGCUCAGUUUACCACCACCUAGGUGACAAGAGCCAAGCCAACCGCGACCUCCGGGAAGUGAUCAGGCGAGGCAAAGCUAUAGGGCAGGACACUGAUGAAGUCGCGGCCCUCAAACGCAGAAUCGCCGAACUGGAAGGCCGGCACCCCUCAGGGAGUGAGCUGUCGCUCCCUGCCUAUCCACGGUCUUGCACACGACCCACUCCCCGAGUCGUGAACAACGCAUCACUUCUUUCCCCCGACAUCCUGCAGGAGGCCGUCCCGAAAAAGAUAAAGCUCGGCCUCUACGACGGGAGUUCAGACCCUGAUUCCCACAUUGGCCUCUACACCUCGUGGAUGGACCUGCACGGCGCCUCUGACGCCCUACGAUGUCGCAUGUUCUCUUUAACGCUGGGGCCGAAGGAGCAGAGGUGGUAUCACUCUCUUUACCCCCCUUCCAUCUCCACCUGGGCGCAGCUCAGGUCGGCGUUCCGGUCGCACUUUAUCGGAUCGCAGGGCGAGAAUGAAAGCCUGAAGGAUUACAUCGCUCGGUUCAACGACCGAGUCCAAAACAUGGAGCGAUGCCACCCUGACGCACUACUGAUUACUGCCCAGGGCGGCCUGAGACCAAAAAUGUUAUUUAGGUGGUCCCUGUGUCAGAACAAGCCGACCACCUACCAGGAGUUUCUCACCCGAGCCCAGGACUACCUCAUGGCGGAAGAGUCCUCGUCAAUCCCCACCUUUGACGCCGUGCCGGCGAAGGGCAAGGCCAAGGAGGAAAAGCCAGGGAAGCCGAGCAAGUCAUUUGCCAAGAUCCAGGCCCAACGCAGACAAAAAGCUGAAGAGCUGAAAGAAAGCUACCAAAGCGUCUUCUCUGUAGAAGAGAUCAAGGCGAAAGGACUAUUGCCGGAUCCGAAGCCGAUGUUCAACGACAAAGACAAGGUGGAUAAGACCCGCUACUGCACAUACCACAAGGCGCAUGGGCACAACACCGACCAAUGCCGGAAUCUGAUCUCGGCUCUACUCAAACUAAUCGACGACCCCCAGCUCAGAAGGUUCACCCACUCUGGUGAAAAGAAGAGGAAGGGGGGCCGUUUCAACGAGGGCCUUGACAGUGACGACGACGCCGACGCCGACGUCAAUCCCAGGAGGAAGAAACCCCAGCAAGGCGGUCCUCACGAGAUCAUGACCUUGUGCCCUGUCGACCAAAAUGAGGCCGGCACCUCAAGGGGCAGGAAAAGAGGGCGGACCCCGUCCAACGAAGCAUACCCGACCGGUUACCCAACCCGGCGCAUUAACACCAGCCGGGGUGAAUCCCUCCUCUCCAAGAGACAGAUCAAGGCCUACGCACGGCAGGCCUAUUACGCCGGGCAGAGGGUAAUGCAUGCCGACAGCAGGCCGGCGCCUGAACCAACCCCAAACAAAAUCUCCUUCACCGAUGAAGACGCUUUCCUGUUUGAUCACCCUCACUCCGACGCGCUGGUGAUCACAGCACCGAUCAUGGCAAUAAAGAUCCAUCGCAUCAUGCCUCGAACGGAUGCCAUUCUUCUCGCACGGGCCCGAAAGGCUGCCGUUGUUGUUCGGCUACUAAACAAAGGCCGACGGGGUAACGAACGGAACCCGCUGCUGGGGAGAGGGACGACGGAGGAAAUCCUACUGGUUCAUGGCGGCCUGAGACUCGUGAAAGGGCGGAGCAGCGGCGGACGGCUGCUAUGGCUCACGGAAAAAGAUCGCGACGCGAACUCGCGGACAGGGAUCGCCGGGAAGAGUCUCGCGGGGAGGUGGAGCAUCUGGUCGCGGCGGAGGGCUCACAGCGGCGCUGCGAAUCGCCGGAGAAGGAGCAGGCGGAGGUCGCGCGUGGAGCGAACGGAGGCGGGGAAAGGUCUGCUAUUCCUCAUCGGUGUGUUGCGCCGGUGCUGCGUGGCGAUGGCUGAGGAGGGUGACGUCGCGAUUGUCUAUGGCAAGAAGAAGGGGAAGGGACGAGGACCGCGGAUUUGCGAU
Messenger RNA from Striga asiatica, 2489 nucleotides. The record is from the annotation of a GenBank genome assembly. Lineage: Eukaryota; Viridiplantae; Streptophyta; Magnoliopsida; Lamiales; Orobanchaceae.